CGUCGUCGCGGUCGGUUGUGCGUUGAGUUGUUGUUCUUGAUGUCGGUGCCGCGCUGACGAUGUCGCAGUGUGUUUGUAUCGUGUAUGACAUGAACGAUUCAUAAGUGUGACUGUGAGUAAAUGAUGUUUAAUUAAAAAAUACAUAUCAAAUAUGUAUAUAGUUUUAAAAAAAAUAUGCCAAAAAAUAAGGUUGACACGCGAUCUUUUUUGAAAAAGUGCAUGUGCCACAUUGCAAUUAAUAGAUAUUUUUGUAAGGUUGCAGUUGCGCGAUGCGUGCAUGGAGCCUGGCCACCGCGCUACUGCUGACGGCCGUCGCGCCCACGUCCGUUGCUGCGCCCACCGCGCCUCCCGCCGCGGCCCCUGCGGCACGUCCAUGCACUGCCAAUGGUCUUUGCCUGUGCCGAUCUGAUCACAUCGCCUGUGACGCCGUUCCCUUCCACAGAUUCCCUGACACGGAGUCGGGCGUGCGGCACGUGGCGGUGUCGCGCGCACGGCUGGGCUCGUUGCCGGAUGCAGCGCUGGACGGCCGGCGUCUGCGUACGCUGGUACUCGUCGCCUCUAGGUUGCACCACAUCGAGUCAGCGGCUCUCGCGUCCAUGGACUCGACGCUGGCUUCGUUGGAUUUGAGUUACAACGAAUUCACAAACAUUCCUAUAGAAGCGCUUCGAACUCAAAAAGUAUUAAAUUGGCUGAACAUACAAAACAACCUCAUUGCCGAAAUAGAUCCACAAAUGGAGUGGGGUUUUUUGUCGGACUCCUUGAGCAGCUUGUUGCUUAGCAACAAUCAGUUGAGCUAUAUCCGCGAGGGGACGCUGACGUCGUUACGACAGCUGGCCCAAUUGGAAUUGGACGGCAACCGGCUGCGACACAUCGAAGCAAACUCCCUGCCGGCCUCGCUGGCGCUGCUGCGGCUGUCGGCUAACCUGCUGAGCACAGUGCCGUGCGCCGCGCUGGCCUCGCUGACCCGCCUUCGUCAUCUGCAUCUGCGCAACAAUGCCUUAGCAGCCACUUUCACCGCAAACCGUUCGUGCCGUGCCGAGGGGUACCGCAUAGACUCUCUUGAUCUCAGUCAUAACGACCUCACAGAUAACUUCCAAUUCGCGUUUACACAAGGGCUACAAUUGAAGCAACUCGCUUUAGACCUUAACGAUUUCACAUCUAUCCCUUCGUUCGUUUUUGAAUGUGGCCGAAUUGAGAAACUUUCGAUCUCAUACAACGAACUUACCCACCUUUCGGAAACUGCGAUUUUGACACUGAAGCGUGAUCUCGAGCGGUUAGAGUUAGAUAGUAACGAAAUAACAUCUCUUCCUCGAAGCAUGCAAGAGCUGACGCGACUGCGCCACCUGUCGCUUUCGUAUAACGAGCUGCGAGAAGUGCCUUGGCUGCCGCCUCAGCUUCGAUACCUUUCGCUGGCAGGAAACUAUUUGGAGGGAUUUCCGCUGUCCCUUAAUACAUUAGAGCCAGCGACACUUCGUUACCUCGACAUAGGUUAUAAUCGUAUCACGCAUGUGACUUCGGAAUGGUUUGGGCCGUGGUCCGGCGCGCUUAGCACGCUAAACGUGCGCGGGAAUCGCAUCUCCCACCUGACCGGCGAUUCGUUCCCCGCGGCGCUGCCACUCACGGAGCUCGUUUUUAGCUUCAACGAUCUCUACUACGUGGAGGCGAGUGCCUUUGCUAACUUGACUUCCUUGCGUGUGCUUGAACUCUCCUCGACGCUGUUCAGCGGGGAAGUGCCCGCGGGGCCCGCCUUCCAGAAUCUCAAAUGGCUUACUUUAGACAACAAUAAUAUCCAUUUCUUUUCUUCGAACGAUAUGAAAUAUUACAGUUCAUUAGAGUACCUAAAUUUAGACUUUAAUAAGCUCCUGGAAUUUCCGAGCCAAAUGUUCGAAACGAUAACUUCCUACAGACUGAAGGAACUGAGACUGUCGUACAACUACAUCAGUAGGGUAAAUCCUGUAUUUCUGACGAGUCUUUCAGAUUUGCAUAGCCUGGACCUUUCUUAUAAUCGCGUACAUAACGUAAGCGAACGAACAUUUUCUAAAUUAACCAGUUUGAUUUAUUUGAGUCUGGUUGGUAACGAUAUUGAAAUUAUAGCUAACAAUGCCUUCAGCGAUCUGCCUAAACUUGAGAUUCUAGAUUUACAAGAAAAUAAUUUAGUCGAAUUUUCAACACGGUUUUUUCGCAAUGUUUCCAACGAAGAAAGUAAUUUCUCGAUAAACGUCAGCCACAAUAUGAUCUCUUUGCUCGUCGGGGGACCGAAUGUUUCUAUAAGCAUUUUGGAUUUAUCUCAUAAUUUAAUUGAAACGGUAUCUAGAUCGUUUUUUGAAUCAUUUUCUAAGCACGUUCGUCAAAUUUUACUUUCCUAUAACAGACUCGUCCACGUAGACGCUUCGGGCUUUGGUCACUUGCCGCGACUCCUGAACCUCGACUUGCAUCACAAUAACAUCAGUACUAUUAGACGGAAAUCUUUUGCGGAACUUGUCUCACUUCAAAUUUUGGACUUGUCAGAUAACAGGUUAAAUCAGCUCUCCGUGGAACAAUUUUACAAUUUACAAAAGUUACGUCACCUUCGAUUGGAGUCGAAUGAGAUUCGUGCCCUGCCUCGCGAUUGCUUCAAGAACACGCUUCUAGAGAGCCUCGAGCUCGGCAACAACCGGCUCGCGCUGUUCCCGAGCACCGCCCUGGCGCAAGUCGGGUUUACGCUGCGCCGCCUGCACCUGCCGGCCAACCGGCUCGAGCACCUGGACGCCGCCAUGUUCCACGAAAUCCCUUUCUUGCACGAAUUAAAUCUCGCGCACAACGCGCUCACCGUGCUAUCGGACAACACGUUUUCCGGCCUAUCGCGGCUACAACUUCUUGACCUCUCAUAUAAUUAUAUCAAGACGAACUAUAAAGAACUGUUCCACAAUUUACCGCGCCUUCGUAGUCUCGCGAUGGCAGGUGUCGGACUAAGGACCAUACCGCACAUGCCCCUUGUAAAUCUCACGGAAUUGAAUUUGAAUAAUAACUUAAUCACGUCAUACCAAGAAAUCGAUGUGCGACACCUGGCCGACCUGCGGGCGCUCGAUCUCGCGCGAAACCACAUCACGACGCUCCGGCCUGCCAUGUGGGCUGCGCUGCCUCGCCUCGCCGCUCUCGACGUGUCCUCCAAUCCUAUAGUACGCAUCACAUCCGGCGCUUUUGACGGUCUGCAUCGUUUGCUUCAUUUACGUCUGGACAAUCUUCAAAAUUUGGAGGCUGUGGAACCGCGCGCUUUUCGCACUCUUGUGUCGCUGCGCUCGCUCGCGCUCGAGUCCCCCGCGGGCAAAGGGCGCGGAGCGGCUACGCUGGCCGACAUCACGGCGGCCGUGCCCUGCCUGGAGGCGCUGACGGUGGUGGUGCGCGUGACGGCGCUCGAAGCGCAGCUGCUUGGCGUUCGGGCGCCCCGCCUGCGCCUGCUCGAGGUGCGCGGCGGCACAAUGCGGCGCGUGGCGGCGAAAGCGUUCUCGGCGCUCGGCCGACAGCGUGCUCUCACGCUGCGUCUGAGUGGCACGGGAGUGAGUGCGCUGCCAGCAGGGCUAGCGCGACCGCUAGCGCGGGUGCCGCACCUCGCGCUCGAUCUCAGCGACAACCGCCUCGUCAGCUUCAGCCCCGCUACCUUGUAUCCCAAUCUCACCGGCUGGAAUAGACUGGCGACUAAACUUUUACCGGGUAAGGAACGAGUAAAGUAUCUAUCACUAAUAAAAUAGUACCAAUCGAUCUCUGCACUAAAACU
Molecule: messenger RNA, 3754 nt
Organism: Papilio machaon (common yellow swallowtail)
Lineage: Eukaryota; Metazoa; Arthropoda; Insecta; Lepidoptera; Papilionidae
Product: chaoptin
Exons: 5
Coding region: 270-3728 (1152 amino acids)
Molecular function (GO): protein binding
Source: RefSeq, a predicted model, not a curated record